AUGGACAUCAAGCAGAAUCCCUCGGAUUGGAAAGAUGCGGACCCUCCAUAUCGUUCCCUCGCUGAAAUCCCUCGCUCUGCGAAGCCGAUUCAGAAAAGUGUCAGUUUCAUGGAUAUCUCGGAACCCAAUUUCACUCGCUUUCGAGCUGUAGAGUCAUAUGGCCCACGUAAUUAUGAAUUCAGACGCCUCGAGGAAUCGACGAUGUCUACAGCCUCCGCGAAGAUUGAAGUCGUAGUUCGAGCGUAUCAGUUCGUAUCGCACUCCCGAGUGUGGUCAACGUGGAUUUUGGUUGAAGUGGAGUCUCAGCGCGAACAUACUGUUCGGGCUUUCGAGUUGAAUGGAGAAUUCUUUCUCCAGAAGACUCCGGAGGCUCUUGGUGUACGUCCUUCUCGAAGCACGGGUCCUUCAGAACAGUGGGCGGCGCUGCAUUCCGCAAUCUUUGAUUACGUGGAUGUUACCGCCCCCCGCCCUCGCUACUCCACUUCAAGAUUAUCCUCGAUGAGACUAAUCCGUGAAAACGAAUCAGUCUGCGGAUGUCUACCCUCGCUAUCACAUCAGGACUCGAACGGCCUAUCGGAAUUCUGUAAAACCCGCCAAAUCGCCCAAAAAGCGAUGUUGCAGCUGCAUCACAAGUUACAGUCGAGAUCCCUCGAUUCGAUCUUGUCACUCAAAUGGAGCUUCCCGUAA
This is a messenger RNA of Caenorhabditis remanei, 687 nucleotides long. RefSeq lists its product as uncharacterized. The record is from RefSeq and is a predicted model, not a curated record. Bases 1 to 687 code for a protein of 228 amino acids. The transcript is spliced from 3 exons. Lineage: Eukaryota; Metazoa; Nematoda; Chromadorea; Rhabditida; Rhabditidae.